GAGCACUCUACUUAUAAGCAUUUCGGCUAUGAAAUGAUGCACAAAAUUUGACGAAGAAAGGUUGAAAGCGAUUGUAAUAAAUGUUUUGGAUCUAGUCUAUUGUGUUUUUAGGAAUAUUAAAAAGAAAACACAGUUAUUUUACUACACUGUGUAGAUGUUUGAUGCACUAGAUUUGUUGGUGUCUAACUAACGGGAUAGACUUGCAUGAUGCGAGUUGAAAGAGCGUCCAGUUCAUCAAAAAAGAAAAUAUUAAAGACCUACAACUACAGCAGAACAGUGCACUCAGCAUCUACAGAUUUUCUUGAAGAUGAUUACUUCAAAAGGAUGAAUAAGACAGAUUAUACAUAUUCACGGAGUCCAAGUUACAGUAGGAAAGCAGAAAGUCCUUUUUACCAAAUUCCCAAUAUGUCUCGAUUACAUGUCGGAGACAGCAUGACCUCCAACACCAUCGGUGACUUGUAUGUAAGCUCUGAUGAGGAGGAUUACAUAACAGGAACGAGAACGUCCACCCGAACCGUGUAUGACGAUGGGAUCCUGCUUCGUUCAGGCAAUAGUUUAAAAAAUAAAAGGACUGUGAGAGAUGGGACUUAUGUGAGGAACAUUAAUAAGAAUGCUAAAGAGACUAGUUCAUCUCUGUAUUCGCUGAACACCAAUAUCAGCAAUGUUAGAGAGUCCAGGGGCACUGCCAGGAGUUCUCGAAUGCGAAGAUCCCAGGCCUCGGACCAUGUUACUAGCACCAAUCAGAUAUCUGAGAUGAGGUCUUCCACAAGGUCAUCAUCUGCUUCAAUGUCAUCUAUGUCAAAGUCUUCAAAAUCAUCUAUCAUGGAUUCCUUGCAGAAAACUUUAUCCAGCGAGUUUGAUGAUUCGGAAAUGGAGAAGGGAAUGAAGGAAACCCAGAACUCUAGCAGAAAAAUCAAGCUAUAUGGCUUAGAUCAAGUUGAUUCAGAGAUGUCAGGGAUGGAAUCUGAAGUAGAAUUCACCGGGACCAACAUGUCUGCCUAUGGCUCUGACUCAUCUGCAGCAAGGAAGCGUUUGUCAAACUCCCAGUCUGAAACUAACACGAAUUCAGAAUCAUCGUCAUCGGUAAUGACCACCACUACCACCACCACAGUGACUACCAUCAUAGAAUCCAUUGCUGGAAAACCUGUGUGGCAAAAACCAGUCUGGUUAAUGAGGAAUGGUAUACGGCGAAUUUUCAACAGUUGUGGUUUUGUUACAAGGAGAAUUCUAUCAACUGCUUUCUCUGUCAUUGUGCAAAAGUAUAUCUGGGAAUUAGGGCUCUUCUCCAGGAUGUCCAGACAGUCCCGUCUGUGUUGUAUCAUCUUGCCUUUGUUACUGCUUUUACCAUUGUUAAUAUAUACAGUUUACCCAUUCACAAAACCGGUAGCUUUUACAGAUUCACAGGAGAAAGACUCUCAAAAUUUAUCAGGGAUGGAAGGACUAAGUCACCAAGAACUCAAUGAAGAGGUGAGAAGAAUUAUCCUGCAGCUCUACCAGGGAGGAGAAAAAUCUGUAUCUAAAACGGAAGAAGAGAGAUUGAUGGCCUCUCUGGCCAAUCAGAAGAGCUCGAUGAAGGAAACAGCAACCAUACAGGUGGAAAAGAUCAACGUAACGGAGGAAAUUCUGAGAGUCUUACAGCAGCUUAAUGUGAGGGGGGACGCCCUCACUGAGGGAGACAUCAGGGCUAUUGUUGGUCAAGUAGUGCAGCAUGAAGUCACAGGGUUACAAAACCAAAUCAAAGAGCAAUCUAAAGCACAGAUGUCAGGAACAGAGGAACACAGUGAAAGGAUUCUGAUGUUACAGAAUGAUCUGAGAACAAGUGUUACCAAUCUUGAACAGAAGUUGGGAGAAGAACUGGACAGGAUGAAAAGUCAGUCGGUACUUGACAGUGACACCCUGACAGUGGAAGCCUCGGCCAGGCUCCUACAGAUCCAGGGGAACCUGUCCUCAAUCCAAGCCCGUCUAGACAGCCUGGAGCUGGAGAAGCAGUGGUUAGCGGCUCAGCUGAAGAACUGCUGUAGGAAUGAGAGCUUCUACAUGACUCUGGUACAGGACAAGGUCAACCUCAUCCUUGGACAGAUAAUGUCAGGAAAUGACUCUGGUAGUACUGACCAGUAUGUGUUUGGAGCAUGGCUAAACUCAACAUUUAUUAGAAAAAGUGAUUUUGAGAAACACAAGGCAGAGUUUGGUCAAGAACUGAGUGAGAAAAUACUACAGGAAAUGUCUAGGACAGAGGCUAUUGGUGUGAAUGUAUCUGGGGGACAGUAUGGAUUGACAGAGAAGGCUGUGAUGCAGAUUGUGAGUGAAGCUUUAGAUAAGUUUAGUGCAGACAAGAUAGCCCUGCCAGAUUUUGCUCUGGAGUCUGCAGGAGGCAGUAUUAUAAGUACAAAAUGUUCCCAGACAUUUCACAAAAACACAGCUCGUUUAAGUAUCCUGGGGAUUCCCCUUUGGUAUGUGUCCAACUCACCUCGCAGUGUCAUCCAGCCUGAGAUGCAGCCGGGUUCCUGUUGGGCCUUUCAGGGCAGUAAAGGCCACCUUGUGAUAGAACUGUCAGCCAACAUCACUCCCAGCGCUUUCACGCUGGAGCACAUUCCAAAGUCCCUGUCGGCCGAUGGGAAGAUCGACAGUGCCCCCAAAGGCUUUACCGUCCUGGGUUUACGCAGUGAAAAUGAUGUGGUAGGAGUACACAUAGGAAACUUUACCUACCUGGACUCUGGGCCACCUCUACAGACCUUUAAAAUACAGAAGUCCAAUGUUGGUGCCUACAAAUUGAUCCAACUGAGUAUUUUGAGUAACCAUGGAAAUCCUUUGUACACGUGUCUCUAUAGAUUCCGAGUGCAUGGUGUACCGUACAAACCACCAAAACCAACCAAAAAGUCAGCAGGGUGACAAUGGAGUUCUCUGGUGAAAAAAAACUUCUCCUGUGUACAUGGUCUCUCAAGGAGUGAAUCUUCCCGCGAAUGACUUUUCAAGGAGUGGAUCUUCCCACGAAUGACUUUUCAAGGAGUUGAUCUUCCCAAGAAUGACUUUUCAAGGAGUGGAUCUUCCCAAGAAUGACUUCUCAAGGAGUGGAUCUUCCCACGAAUGACUUUUCAAGGAGUGGAUCUUCCCCAAGAAUGACUUUUCAAGGAGUGGAUCUUCCCAAGAAAUGACUUUUUUCUGUGAUAAACACUCUCUUGGUGAUUUUUUUUAUAAUUUAGGUGAUGCCUUACUUUCCUUAUAUUAAAAUUUGCAAAACAUUAGCAAUCAAACCAAAGUGAUGGCCACCGGUAAUCAUUGGCCACAUUUUUAAGUGUUUACAAAAGGUUGUACCAAGUGCAUAAUGAAUUACAUGUGAGUACUUAUGAUGAAUUACAUGUAACUGCAUAAUUUAGAGCUGACUUUGGAGUGUUUCGUUCGCCACCCAAGCUGUGUUCAGUCGUUGUCGUGGGUAUAUACAAUAUUUUGUUGUACAUUAAUUUAUGUAUUUUUUUAUUAUUCUUUUUUAAAUUAACAUGCUUUUUGUAUUUAAUGCUGACUAUUAGAUUGAAGUAGUAUGAUUUUUUAACGUUGAUCCUAAGACAAACUACAACAGUUUCAAUAGCUAUACAUGUGUUCCAAAACAAUUUGUAUUCUACAUCUGUUAGUUUUUGAAAGUAUAGUUUUGAAUUUAGUUGGUUCAUAAUUGAAAUUUUAUCCAUGGAUUUAUCAUGAAACAAAAAUUGCCUGGUGCCUCAUGUCUCAGGGUCUUCAAUGAAUCUCAAACAGAAAAUGAAUGUGUUCCUGUAGAAAAUGUACUUCAGUUUGUCAUCCAGGUUUAUAGUACUUAGUCAUACUUGCCUCCAUCUUUCAUGUAAAUCAAAGAAUAUAUACCACAACUGUGUGUGUAUGUGCAUUAUUGUCCUUGCCUUGCGUACUGUAGAUUACUUUUAUUUUGUGAGACUUUAUUUUUGCGUGACUACAAUGAUGUAUUUAUUCACAAGACAUAAUUAUUGCAAAUUAUUAUUCAUUGCUUAAAUCUUCUAUGUAUAAGAGUUUAUUUACUAAUGGUAAGUCUUGUGAAAUUAUGCAUAAAUAAUGUUCUUGCAAAUGAAGUGUGAUUUACAGUAUUAGAAAAUGAUAAUGAAAUGGAGUGCACCAUUAAAUACAUGUUUUGUAGAAUACCAGUAUUUAAGAUUGCAUAUUAUUUCAUCCAAGUUGAAAAUGAAUUUAUUGACUUGGGCAAAAAGAAUGAUUGUGAUCUUCAAGGAAAAACAAAGAAUUUUUUAUGGUUACAAGUACAAAAUUUAAUAAUGAUGUAUACAGAAGUAAGGAAAAGAAAAUUUACAAUGGAUGAAGAAAGGACACUCUCUUUCUCAUAGAAAUAUCCUGAAAAAGUACAGAAUUUUUUAUUAUUUGAAGAAACUGAAUAAAUUACAAACAAAUGUG
Messenger RNA from Ostrea edulis (European flat oyster), 4407 nucleotides. RefSeq names its product SUN domain-containing protein 2-like. The transcript has 22 exons. Gene Ontology annotation, molecular function: protein-membrane adaptor activity. Gene Ontology annotation, cellular component: meiotic nuclear membrane microtubule tethering complex; nuclear envelope. Gene Ontology annotation, biological process: nuclear envelope organization. The record is from RefSeq and is a predicted model, not a curated record. The coding region runs from base 205 to 2889 and encodes 894 amino acids. Lineage: Eukaryota; Metazoa; Mollusca; Bivalvia; Ostreida; Ostreidae.